Molecule: messenger RNA, 13255 nt
Organism: Pecten maximus
Lineage: Eukaryota; Metazoa; Mollusca; Bivalvia; Pectinida; Pectinidae
Product: metal transporter CNNM4-like
Exons: 7
Coding region: 1-2388 (795 amino acids)
Biological process (GO): magnesium ion homeostasis; transport
Cellular component (GO): plasma membrane
Molecular function (GO): transmembrane transporter activity
Source: RefSeq, a predicted model, not a curated record
AUGGAUGAAACUGUUUGGAAAUAUAUUGUUUUGCUGUUUGUUUUGAUACGAUUUUGUCAGUAUGCGAAUGCAGAAUGCCAGGUGUUUGAUGCACCAAAAGUAUACGCAAUCUUAUCUAAUGAAGAUGGAAGCACGCGUGAUAAAGAUGGCAAUUUGCUCAUUUACGCCAAUAUGCAGCAGAAACUGCAGUUGGUGGGGAGGAACCUGACAGGCCUCAGUAAGGUAACCUUCACAACUCACAGUGCCAGCCAACCCGGGUCGCCCUGCAACGAGUAUGACCAGUCGGACACGUAUCAGGUUACAGAGGCCAGCACUGAUGGCCGUUAUGCCACAGUGGUGGUGAAUCUUCGCUCCUUUGGAUCUGGCGAGGAUUUUUACCACAUUUGUACAAAGGGCGAACAGAUGGGCAGCUGCUGGUACCACCAAGGAGAAAACAGUCUAUCUCGUGUGGUAGUAUACAUAAAAGAGGAAGAGAAGACCCUGCUGCCAUUGUGGAUACAGAUCUGCCUCAUUGCGUUACUACUCUGCCUUUCCGGUCUCUUUAGUGGGCUCAAUCUCGGAUUGAUGGCCCUUGACAAAACAGAAUUAAAAAUCAUAGAAAAAUGUGGUUCUAAAGAUGAAAAAAGUUAUGCAAAAAAGAUCAACCCGGUUAGGAAGCGGGGUAACUUCCUGCUUUGUACGCUGCUGUUGGGUAAUGUCCUUGUCAACAACACUCUCACGAUAUUGCUGGAUGAUGUGAGUAACGGUUUGUAUGCAGUAAUAGGUGCCACUCUUGGUAUCGUGAUAUUCGGAGAGAUCAUUCCGCAGGCUAUAUGUUCCCGACAUGGACUGGCUGUGGGGGCUCAGACGAUCUGGCUCACUCGGCUUUUCAUGCUGAUUACAUUUCCGUUAUCGUUUCCUAUUAGUCUUCUACUGGAUAAAAUUCUGGGAGAGGAAAUUGGUCAGGUGUAUGACCGGGAAAAAUUGUCAGAACUUGUGCGAGUGACUAAAGAUUUUAAUGAUCUUCGGAAAGAGGAGGUAGAUAUUAUAGAAGGUGCGUUAGAAUUGACGAGAAAACCUGUACGAGAUAUUAUGACCAAAAUUGAGGAUGUGUAUAUGUUGGAAUAUUUAUCUCUGCUAGAUUUUGAGACAGUGACAGAAAUUAUGAAGCGGGGCUACACCCGUAUUCCAGUUUAUGAUGGAGAUAAAAGUAAUAUUGUUGCUCUACUUAAUAUUAAAGAUCUUGCCCUGGUAGAUCCAGAUGAUAAAACACCAUUGAAAACUGUCAUCAAGUUCUUCCAGCAUCCCCUGGUGUUUGUGUUUGAUGACCAGAAACUAGAUCAAAUGCUGCAAGAUUUCAGGAAAGGACAUUCUCACAUGGCAAUCGUCAGACGUGUGAACAAUGAAGGAGAAGGCGACCCAUUUUACGAGACAUUAGGCGUCGUCACUCUGGAAGAUGUUAUUGAGGAAAUCAUUCAAGGGGAGAUAAUUGAUGAAACAGACACAUUGACCGACAACCGACAGAAGGCCCCACGGAAGUUAUUGAGGCAGGACUUCAGUAUCUUCAACACGCCGGAGGAUCACAACAAGGCUUACAUCUCACCACAGCUUUCCCUCGCAGCUUUCCGAUUCCUGUCUACCUCCGUGGAUCUGUUCCAUGAGGACCUGAUAUCGGAGAAUGUGUUGAAGCGCCUCCUACAGCAGAACAUUGUAGAGGAAUACCAGCCAAACUUAAACGAUAGUGAUUCCAUCAGAUAUCUGUACCAGGACGGAGUUCCCUGUGACUUCUUCAUACUGAUACUACAAGGCCACGUGGAGGUGAGCGUAGGAUUUGAGAAGAUGUGUUUUACUGGAGGACCUUUCUCUUUCUAUGGCGUCCAGGCUUUGGAUGUUGCAGAGGGGACAUUCGUACCAGACAGUAACACCGAUAGUGUGUAUGUGAAAAACAAACCAUACAUUCCCGACUUCACCAUCCGGGCAGUAUCGGCUUUACUCUUCAUCAAGAUAGGGCGCGGCCACUACAUCGCUGCACGCCGCGCAACACUCAUGGGAAGAUCCAAGAGUAAAUUACAGGCCAAUGUAGAGGAUGAUACGUUCAACAGAGAAUGGAAAAAGGCUACCUUGAUUUCCCAUACCAGUUCCUCUGAUCACAUGCUCCGUCACAGCUCCCCAGAUAUCUCCAAACCUUCUGUAACGAUCAGCGAGGCUAGCCGUUCGGCCAGCUCUAGUUUGUCAAACUCCAAGCUUUCACACACUGAUAGCAAGGAGGAGAAAGUGGAAGCUUGCAAAGACCAUGAGGUCAAGGUAGAGGCCAAGGUCACCUCAGAGGAGGACAAUGAGGAGUCCCAUUGUUGCCCCUCGGAUGAACAAACAUUCUUAAUAGACUCAAAGAACGAAGUUGUAAGCUAACAACCUACACCCAUAUGGGAUCAGGUUAGGGUCCAGAAUUGUUUUCUCAUCUCAACAUUCAGUGUAUGACAAUUACAACCAAAUUACAUUUACAAGAGUAGUGUGCACCAUAAACAAAUUAAUAAUUCAUUCUUUAAUUCUACAUUUGCAGUCUACUUCAUCUGACUAAUUAAGCAGUGUAUUGUUAUUGCUAUCAGCUUGGUACAAAAGUUUUGCUUCAUCUUGUAAAUAAAUAGAUAAAUAAUCUUGUAGAUAGUAACAGUAGAAUUGUUUCUAUAAAAUCAUGAAUUUGGAAGAGGUGCGAAAUUUUUGUAAAGUUUAUCCUUUGUAAGGAUCACAGCAGCAGGAUGAUGAUGAACUGUUUGGGAAAUGUAUUGAGUGACCCUGUGACCCCAUGUGGGAUUGAGGUAAAUGUAUUGAGUGACCCUGUGACCCCAUGUGGGAUUGAGGUAAAUGUAUUGAGUGAACCUGUGACCCCAUGUGGGAUAGAGGUAUUAUUGUUAUGUAAAUAUUCCAAGCUUUUUUUUAUUGAUAUUGUUAGUUUUUACUCCAGUUCAUUUUUUUUUUUUUUUCAAAUGACAGAUUUUUUUUUUUUUUGGAAUGCUGGCAGGCUGCUUCUUGUGUGAUGACCUCAAAAUUUAAAUUAAGAUAAAUUUUUAUUUUUAGUUUUAUUUUUAUUUUAUGUUAUGAUUAUUAUUAUUAAUGAGAGAGAAAAUUGUUAAGUAUUAUAAUAGUAAUGUAGCUGUAUGGCUCAAGAUAUAACCAUAUGUCUACAAGAAAAUGACAGCAUUGUAAAACUUUAUGGCAUAUUCUACUUAAAAAGACAACCUGAAAGAUUAAUGUGCAUUCACAAGACUUCAGUGAAAUCUUUAUAAAAGCUAGUUUCAUGUAGAAGUUAAAUAAAAGUAGAUUAUCUACUGGUCAGAGAAUUUUCAGGUUUAAUAAAAAGUAAGGAUUCGGUUUAUCUCCGAAAAUGAAAUUUUUUCAAUGUUCAAAAUAAGGGAUUUUACUUAUAACCAGAGAGAAAAUCAUUUGAACAAUUGAUAUAAGUCAGCAUGAAAAGAUAAGAGUUUCUCAAAGCAGACUUUACAUUAGAUACAUAAAACAAGCAAACAUUUCCCCUAGUAACAAAAACGUUGACCUUGACCUUGACCCAAAAACCCUGAAACACAAACUUGUCCAAGGUAUUAUGGUCCUUUAAUCACGAUUAAGAAAUUAAGAUUAAAAAUAAAAUUAAGAAAUGAAGCAGCUAGAGCGCUGACAAACUUUGGCGUUGCAUACAUAUGUAGGAUGGACGGAAAAGAAACGUAUAUUCACCCUGGUUUCACUGGCAUGGGACAUAAUAUAUUCCAGGAAAGGACAUGGGUGGGACAUUUAGACUCGGAGCAAAUCGGGAAGUAUAUCCAAGCAUGCCUUGUUCGUGUGGGGAUAGACAGUUGACAUUGUAGAGAUAGUAUCCAUACAAGUUGCAGCCUUGUGUCUUCAUUAAGUUUUUUUAUAACUAGAUCUGCCAUAAUUAACCUAAUUAGUACCCAUGUUCUUAACGAUAUCUUUCCUGCCAAUUCUGCUAUGAUUAUUGUAAACAUUUGUUCUGUGACAAAAGAAAAAUCAGAAUAAUUGAAAUGAAUUUGAUAUCAACAGCAGUAAUACAAAAGAAAGGGACCAGAUUUUGAAAGUAUUAUAAUACAUUAAGUCUAAAUCAUUGACAUAUAGCAUGUAUUUGGAUCAAGAAAAUCACUUUCAGGACAUAUAUUAUUGGCAUCGCUACCAUCUUUGCAUCUUUUAAAGUAUCAUGGGUGCUUAAUUCUUAGUUAAAAUGUGGUAAUUUCAUUUAUUAUGAAUAUGAUGUGAUAUGAAGAGAUAUUUCAAUAGUUUUGAGAAUUAUGUAUAGCCACCAAAUUAAAGUUCAUGUUGAAAACACCAAACGUUCUUUAGAUGAGAGUGAAUAUGUGAAAUUAACAUAAACCAGGAAUUUCGGGAAUUCAGUCUGUAAAUAAGAUUUUCACGCUUGCUGGAGCCGGCUUAAGAGUUCUGCUGAUUCCUGAUUUAUGUUUUAACUUCUAUAUACAUAUAAUAUAUAUAUCAUGUGUUUUGUUGUCAAACCUGUACACUGUCUUUUGUUUCACACAAUUGUUCUGAUUAUACCAAAGAUUGUAACUAAUUAAUCAAAAAGUUUGGAACAAGAUGGCACAUUUUGCUAUUUCAAUGGACCAUAACAAAAGAUUUCAAAAGAAAAUGUUUUGACAAAAUUGUAUUACUCUUAGAAUUAAAAAAGAAAGAUAUUCUGAAAAUAUUCCGGAGUUAUCAAAUAAAUACAGUUUGACAGAUUUGCCAACUUUUCUCAGGAUAAUGGACCCUCGGUCGCAUGUUUAGCAUUCCUCGGGUCAGAGAUCAACAUAAAAUCUCAGAUACAAAGUUAAUAAUGAGGCAUUAGUGAAGACUGGACUUUCUGGGUCACAUUUCAAGCUGCAUUUUAUUGUAGUGAGGUUUGAGGAAAUCUCAGAUUUGAGGAAUGAUGACCGAAGUGUUAAAUGUUUUUUGUUGUAGUAUAUUUAUACACAGAUUCUAUAUGUACAUUGUACCUGGUUUUUCUUGUUAUUAUUGUGUUUUGGGAUUGUGUCCUGUUGCCAUGUCUACAGAUACAUGUAUAUGUGCAUACUACAUAGAGUAUGUAGUAUGUAUGCAUGUGUGCUAAAGCUGUGCACGAGUUGUCGUACAUGUACUAUGAUAUAUGUGUGCUUUAAGCCAUGCAUACAGUUUAUGCAUACAUGUGCACACAUUCUAGUUUAUGCCAUGCUCCAAGGAUGUAUAUAUGUAUGUGUGCUCUCAGCGAUACACAAGAGCUGUUUGUACAUGUGCUAUAUAAUUAUGCAUAUGCUUCGAGCCAUGUACAGUAUACAGAUUUUUGGUAUGUACAGUAUAUGCUGUAACCUUGCAUACAGGUUGUAUUUAUAUGUGUGAUUUUAAAGAGACUUGGUUUUCAUGCGAAAAUUACAGAAUUUCCAGAACUCUCCUGAGAUUGGAUUUGUUAACGGAGUAGACCUCCAGGGCUUUGGCAAUUUGUAUUCAUUUACCUAUGAAUGCCAGGUUACCAUCUUACUUCUAUAGUAUACAGCCAUCUGUCACAUGGUCACAAAAAUGUUGAUGAUUUUCCUAUCAUAGAUUUGUAUUUAUAGAGAAGAUGGAGUUAACUGAUGUGACCUUAAUUAGGUCAUGGGAUACCUAUUGUUGUUAUUGGGGUAAUCAGGAGGGGGGAGGGGUUCUCAUAUUUCAAAGUUAGGAGAGUGACUCAAUUUUGACAGAUUUGCAGAUUUUUCUCAGGAAAAAUGACCUAGUGUCACAUAUCUAAUACUCCUUAGGGCCAAGAUCAAUUUCUUGACCUUGUAUAUUUGUUCUUAUCAAUUUGUGAUACACUAAAAGCAACGAAAGUAAAGGAAUUGAAAUCAAACCAGACAUUAUAUAUUUUGAAAUACUAAAUGAUCUGACAUCAGCUGAUUGCGUUGGUCCAUAUGGCUAUAAUUCACCUGUAGACAAAGUUUCAUUUGAUAUAUGGAAAAUUGGCCAAGUUAUAAUGAAUUCAAUAUUUUUACAGUUAAAAGUAAGUUGUAAGCUGAUUAGUUUGGGUAAAUUGUGACAAGCUUUAAGAGUUAAGUCAUCAUUACCACAGAUCAGUUUUUAUAUGGAUGUACCCUUACUUGUUAUCAAUUGUUAAAAAUUGAGUUCAUCCAAGUAACGUAAUUUUUUUUAAAAAUAUCAAUCUGAAAACUGUUAUCUGUGUGUAUUGUAAUCUUAUAAACAACAGAUCAUCUCUGGGCUUUUAAGUAUUAUUUACAGCAAUAUUUUUCAAACUAAAUUUUAAAGUAAUGCUGCGAUAACAUGGUCAAUGUAACCUCAGGUGAAGAUCAAAGGUGCGUACAGCGUGGCACGUUCCCUACCUGUGUCGAUCAACGGUUUGUACUUUUCCGGAAACUGAGAAAUGGUCCAGUCUGUGCUGUCGUGGUUGUGUCCUUAGGGAAGACACAAAACUAUUAAUGAUCUGAAUGACAUGUGACAGAACUCUUGUAUGUUGUUUAGUGAAGUAGCCACCAGCUACUACAAUCUAGGCUGUUCACGAGGUGAUAAACCCAACAAACAAACAUAAUCCUUGUUGCUUAGUUAGUUUUUAGUGUAGCAACAAAUUUUUCUUUGUGAUGAAAAUAUUUUUUUCUAAUGAGUUAGUAAAGCCUUUUUCAUCCAUUCUGGUUCUGCAAGUUCUGGAUUAAUAUAUUGUUAAAAGUAUGAAAAUAUACAUUUGUUGAGUGUUUAAAUAAGUUUAAGAUUAUUGUUUUUAAAAUUGAAACAGAUCUAUCAUUAUUGAUUGGUGAUAUGGAACUGAACAACAUUAUACUGUAACAUGAUUAUAUGGAUUGAUAUAGCAAUAUUUGCCAAUAAUUAUUAAAAUGAUUGUUUCAGUGUCAUAUGAUAUAUUAAAUCUGAUGCUUACCAGAGUUAAAUUAUCAUAUGAUUACCCCACCUAGAUGUGACAAAGCCCACCUCCACCAUAUCCCUAUAGCUAGCACAACAUUCAAAAUUUGUCAACACUCAUAUUUUCAAAUAAUAAUGACAAUAUUGCCUUCAAAGAAUCUAAACUUUUUUUCUGUUUCACGUGACUUAAAACUAAGGUGGUUGUAGAAAGUUGAAUAUUAUCAAGGCCCAAAACCAUCAUUAUCUAACACACGCCCCACAUGCCUCCUUUAAAUACAUGUACAUAAUGUACCGGUACCUGUUCUAAAUGCAUAUAUUCUCUUUUAAUACAGCAUUUUCAGUAUGAAAAUAUAUAUAUGUAAAUCCGUAAUUCAAAUCAUCAUAGGUUAAUCUCUCUCUGAGAUAAGUUUUGAUAGGGGUUGAUUAUCAUUAGACACUAGCAAUACAAUCUCAAUAUAUCUUAAUGUUUACUGUCACCCUGUUUGAAGGAUUGUUGGGAGUAAAAUUUAGCAUCAAAUUUGAAGCAGAUUGCCAGCAAUGUUGCAAUAUCUCAUAGACAUUUGUCAAGUUAAUACAUACAAAUUUAUUGUAGUGGGUACUUUUUAUCACACACACAAAAACACUUGUUGUCAGGCCACAGAAUUCUGUUGGUCGUUAAAUGUUAGGAAGAUUUUGUAGUUAGAUAUUGUUACUGAAAAAAUUAUAGUAUUAAUUGUUUUAUAGUUAUCAAUAUUAUUAAGUGAUUGCAGAAAUUUUAAAUAUUUAACUCUACUCUGUUUAUAAUAUUGAGAUUCUAAGUACUUUGUACAGUGUAAUACAAAGUUUCACAUUUAGAAAGGAAGCAGCACUAUUUUCUAUCUUUCUAAAAAUAAUGUAACUUUUCACUGAAUUUUUCAGCAUUUUCUCUGCCAUUUCUAUUAAUGUUCAGCACAAUGUCUUUGCCUCUGGCUAUCAAUAUAUAUUUUGAAUUAUACAUGUUAACUUAACACAGUACAUUGUACUAGCAAUUUUAUCUUUUUUUAAAAAGUAAAUUUGAAAUUUUCAUAAUUCUUUAGGAAUGUUCAUAUAGUGUAUGUAGCUUGAAAAGUUAAUUUUAAAGUUUCAAAUAUUUCAAAACUAAUAGAUGAAAAGUAAAACUAACAUUGAAAUCUUAACAUUUUUAUGAGGUUUUCUUAAUAUCUUUAAACUGGAAAUUAAAGUAAACAGAAACUCCUGGAUCCUGAUGCGACAAAAAUUGACCAGGCCCCGGUUUCAUCAACAUUCCAAUUUAGGAAAAAUUCUUUAACUUAAACAUUUUCCUUGGGAAAGCAUUACAGAAUUUAAGAGGGAAAUCUUAGGUAAGGAACCCUCCUUAAAUUAUAUAAUGUUUUCCUUUGGAAAAUUUUAAGUUCAGGAAUUCCCUUAAGUCCAGGAAUCUUGAUGAAACUGGCCCCUGAGUAAUGGGUGUUUGUGUCUUUCUGGCCAAACAAAAACCGAAUGUUGUUUUUUAAAGUUCUGUGAAAAGGCAACUGUUUGUAUCAUAUUGUGACCAGUAUUAACAUCGUUUUUGUUUUAUGUAGUAUAUAGUUUGGUCUCGCUAUCAUGUAUAUAAUUAUAUUAUUGUACCAAUCUAUUCGUUCAGCUUGAACAGCCUUACAUUGCCAUACAGAUAAAGUCGACAGUGUAACCGGAUUGAUCGCAGCUUUGUCUAAAUAAAUAUUUGAUUCAAGAAAUUUCCAGGAUUACUGAAAGAAGAAACAUAAACCAGCUUUCUGGAGUUAGCUUUGAUAAUUCAUAGUGAAAGUUUCAUAAUGGUGACAAUUUUUUUUUUCUAAGGGACAUUUCAUGGACACAACAUGUGUUAUAUUAUCAAUAUGAUGAAUCAUUAUGUAAAAAUAAUCACAAAUAGAUUUACCUUGAUACAGUCUUUUAUCAAAAGUAGCAUAACUAUUCUGUAAUAAGCCCAGGGGACCAUCUUCGAAUCCAAGUAGGCCCCAGGGAGGGCUUAUGUCUAUAGUGUUAGGUGCUCUGUGGAGCUGCUUCGUCACCCCAAACCUUUGUUGUAGAAUUAAUGGUGUGUUUAAAUUAUUGGCCAAAUGUACAUGUCAGUCAUAAUAGGCCUGUCAACAUGUGAUGUUUGGAACUGAUACAUGUUCAGGUCAUGAACAAUUGUACAAUUUUAUGAGAAUUUUUCCGGCUGAAUAAUCUCCUAUUUGUACCUCAGAUAGAAUACUUGUUAGUGGCAAAUUAAGAAUGCGGGAUGAAGAAUUGCAGUCCUGACUCAAUUUGUAGUAUCAACACAGAGAAAUGUUAAUUUUCUUCUUUUUAAAACUGGAUAAUUAUUUGAAUGUGUAAUAUGGGCAUUGUCUUUAUGGUAUAGAUUUUAGUUCGGGCUAAUUGUGUAGCCAUCUUGGUUUACACUGAAUCUUAUUUCAAGUUUUACAUUUGUUAAUAUCAGGCCUUUUCAGCCUUUCAACUGAUGACACACCAAACCCAGAUCUCUUUGUCUUUAGAUCAUUAGGCUGGGUUGGUCUUCUAGCCAUCUUGAUUCCAAUCAAACCUUGUUUUUAUUUAACAGGUUUUAUGUCUUGCUACAAUGGCUGUUCUGCCUUUCAGCUGACAACACUCCCAACCUAGACCUCUUUAUAUAAUUUGUAAACGUUGAUUGUGUCAACUGUCCUGUUUCACACUUCAUCUAUACCUCUCUUACAAUUUUAUUUGUCUCAUACCUGGGCCAUUUCAUUAUAUGAUGUCAAAAUGGCUUCUUCUAAAAACACUUCUGAAAAUGAAAACAAAUAAUAUGUCUUAUCCAUCUUGCUCAGCACACCUUAGGUUCCUCCUGUUUCUGAAUUGAAAAGUUAUAAAACUUUUCUCUCUCCUUAAAAACUCCAAAUUCUCCAAAUUGUUAAGGGUUUAGUUUUCACAAUCUUUACAAAAUCUAUAAUAUCUUGAAGCUUGGCCCGAGAGUGUGAUGCUAGUGGUAAUUGAUGGUGAUAGAAUGGUGAUCAUCCACUGAUGGAAAGAGAAUUGUGUACAUCACUUCAAUCUGCAGUUUUCAUUAUUUGUAGUUGUAGUUUGUACAUGUGACAUACUUGUUGAUAGUUAACUUCAUACUGCAUCUAAAAUGCAUCUUCUGCAAUAAAGCUGACUUCUAAAUCAAAAAACCUGUUUCUGCCUUUGUACCUCAUUACUACAUUAACCCAUAGACUGCUGCUAUGGUAUUGACAUCCUACUAGCAACUUAAAAUUGUGUUGAUAAAAAUGAGCCACACAACAACUAGCAACAUUAUUUAUUUUAACUUUUUCUUACCUUUAUUGAAACUUGUGCAAUUGUGUACAGAUGUCAAAACAAUCAAAUAAGAAAAAAAAAAAGUCUUGCAGCAGUCUAAAUGUUAACACCUACUUCAGCCUUGGUUCAUAACACCUACCCAUACAGUUAAAAAACACCUUUCUGUCCUGUUACCUGUAACUGAAUUAAGAUGUUUGCUUCUACCUUGGUACCUAUAACUACAUUCAUACACCUGUAUCUACCUUGGUACCUAUAACUACAUUCAUACACCUGUAUCUACCUUGGUACCUAUAACUACAUUAAUUCACCUGUAUCUACCUUGAUACCUAUAACUACAUUCAUACAUCUGUAUCUACCUUGGUACCUAUAACUACAUUCAUACACCUGUAUCUACCUUGGUACCUAUAACUACAUUAAUUCACCUGUAUCUACCUUGAUACCUAUAACUACAUUCAUACACCUGUAUCUACCUUGGUACCUAUAACUACAUUCAUACAUCUGUAUCUACCUUGGUACCUAUAACUACAUUCAUACACCUGUAUCUACCUUGGUACCUAUAACUACAUUAAUUCACCUGUAUCUACCUUGAUACCUAUAACUACAUUCAUACAUCUGUAUCUACCUUGGUACCUAUAACUACAUUCAUACACCUGUAUCUACCUUGGUACCUAUAACUACAUUAAUUCACCUGUAUCUACCUUGAUACCUAUAACUACAUUCAUACACCUGUAUCUACCUUGGUACCUAUAACUACAUUCAUACAUCUGUAUCUACCUUGGUACCUAUAACUACAUUCAUACACCUGUAUCUACCUUGGUACCUAUAACUACAUUCAUACAUCUGUAUCUACCUUGAUACCUAUAACUACAUUAAUUCACCUGUAUCUACCUUGGUACCUAUAACUACAUUCAUACACCUGUAUCUACCUUGAUACCUAUAACUACAUUCAUACACCUGUAUCUACCUUGGUACCUAUAACUACAUUCAUACACCUGUAUCUACCUUGGUACCUAUAACUACAUUCAUACACCUGUAUCUACCUUGGUACCUAUAACUACAUUCAUACACCUGUAUCUACCUUGAUACCUAUAACUACAUUCAGACAAUUUGUUUUGUUUUGGUGCCUGUACCUAUAAAAAACAUCGGUUUCUUUCUCUGUACCUUUGACUAAAUUAAGACACCUGUCUCUACUUAGGAACCUGCUACUUUAUUAAGACACCUGUUUCUACCUUCAGGUACAUGUUUCUACCUUUGUAUCUGUAACUACGUAACAUUCAGACACAUGUUUUUGUCUUGUUGCCUGUAUUUAUAUACAUGUAUAUAAAGACAUCAGUUUCUUUCUCUGUAUCUCUGACUAAAUUAAGACACCUAUCUCUACCUAGAUACAUAUGUACCUGUUACUUCAUUAAGACACCUGCUUUGCAUUUGUACGUUUAACUAAGUUAAGGCACCCGUUUUGGCCUUGAUACCUGUGACUAAAUUAAGACACCCCCACCCCCAACCCAAUCCUCCCUAAAAGCCAGUAUUUUAGUUUUAGUCUUAAUAGAUAGGAAUCUCAAGUCAUAGGGACCAAUCCUUAGAUGAGUAAAAAUGAAAGUCAUGCUGUGAUGUUAAUGGAGAUGGUAAAAUGUUGUGACUGUCACGGGACAUAGCGUAUGGCAAGUGUGAACAUAAUCCCUGCAUAACAAGUUACAACUAUCAGUUAGACAUUCCAUCAUCAAUGUUUUAUUUAAGUGUUAAUUAGAUGUAAACAGUUUUCUUUCUGUUUUAUUUUUUUAUAUGUUUUAUCAAAAAUAUAAUAUUACCGUUUACCUUCCAAUUACAGUAAGAAGUUUUAUUCAGCAACAGAAAUAAAAUCUUGAUGGUCAUUGUAUCCAUAACUUCAUUUAAGAAAAAAAAUAUUGAUUAAUCGAAAGGAUCAAACAACUAUAGCUAGAUAUGCCUACAUUACGUGUACAUACAUUUAUUUGUUCAUUGUUACAUAUUUUAUAAAGUAAGGGGGGUAACUCCUACUGAAUGUCAUUCAGUUGCUGCAAUGCAGAGUGCAAUCAGGUUUUCACAAGUUAGGAAUAAUCUCAGUUGAUUAAAUGUGCAUAUUUAUUUCUCUAUCUCUGUCUCUUGUAUGUUUUUUUCUGAAAAUAACAAAUUUAGAUAGAUCAAUAUUUAUAUAUACAAACAUAUAAUAUCUAUUGUUAACUAUAUAAAAUCACACAUUACAAUGUACAUUAUGUAUGAUAGAAAUUAUAUGACACAACCAAUAUGAUAUUUAAGAGUGUGACGUUUCAAUGACUACACUGUCACCUUCAUCCGACUAAUGACUAAUGUGAAGCAUACUAGCACUGUCUUAUGUAGUGUCAAUGAUGGUAAUACGAUUGGAUUACUCUGAAGGAUGUUUCAUCUUAAUCUGCUUGAUGAUCUUAUUGACACCAAGUUCGAAAAUAGUAUGACGAGAUGGUAAAAAUAAAAUAUAAUCAAACAAGUGUACAAGAUGGUAUGAUGUGCUAUAGUUGAAUCGGCUUGGUGUCAAUAAGAUUAUGAUAAAGUCAAAACAUCCUUCAGAGUAGAUCAAAUCUUUUUACCAUCUCGGACACUACACAAGACAGUGCUAGUACGCUACACAUUGGUCAUUAGUCUGAUGAAAGUGACAGUGUAGUCAUUGGAACUUCACACUCUCAAAUAUCAUAUUGGUUUUGUCAUAUAAAUUCUAUCAUAUUUUCUUUACCAACCUGAAGAAAAUGUUCCAGAAUAUAAAAAUUAACAAUGUAUAUUGUUCACCUUUGAUAUUUGAAAAAAAAAGUAAAUUUUAUAAUGAAUAGCAACCACAAUAGCAACUGUACAUACAUGUAUAUAUAUAUCAUUUCUGGUUCUAUUCUUCAUGAAAUUAUAAUCUUUCAGAUAUAAGUAAGAAAGGUGUAUAUAUAUGUGUAGUGUUUUUUCCAAGUUACAAUAAAAGUAUUAAUUGAUAUGAUAGAUUUCUCCCUAAACACUGCAGUCUUGAAAUGGCGAGUAGUUAUUUUAACCCAAUGUCUCUCGGCUUCGGUAUGAACAAUUUAUUUGUUAUAGAUAAUAUAAUAAUUAAUGUAUAUUAGUGAACAAAAUUUUUGCAAGAGAAUAAAUCUUAAUUCCUAAAAGUUAA